AUGAGCAUCACCAUCGACCAGGCCACGCCCGCCGAAGCGGCACAGAUCGAAUCGCUGCUCGACCGGACCUUCGGCUACGGGCGCACCCAGAAGACCGUCUACCGCCUGCGCGAGGGCAUCGCGCCGGUGCCGGGGCUGUCCUUCGUGGCGCGCCACGCCGACGGCGGCCUGAUGGCGUCGAUCCGCUACUGGCCGAUCCUGAUCGACGAGACCCCGGCCAUCCUGCUCGGCCCGCUGGCCGUCGAGCCGGCGCUGCAGGGACAGGGCUACGGCAAGACGCUGGUCCGCCACAGCCUCAGUGAGGCCAAGCGCCAGGGCCACCGGCUCUGCGUCGUGGUCGGCCCGCCGGAGUAUUACGGCCCCUUCGGCUUCACCUCGGCGCCGGCGGCGGGCCUGGUGCUGCCCGGCCCGGUCGAGCCGGAGCGCUUCCAGGUUCUGGAGCUGCAGGCCGGCGCGCUGGAGGGCGUGUGGGGGCUGAUCCAACGGGCCGAGACCGCCGCCGACACCGGGUCCGUCGCCCGGGCGGCGGGACGCGGCCGCCACGCCUGA
Symbiodinium sp. CCMP2456 is the source of this 549-nucleotide messenger RNA. The record is from the annotation of a GenBank genome assembly. Lineage: Eukaryota; Dinophyceae; Suessiales; Symbiodiniaceae.